Antrostomus carolinensis (chuck-will's-widow) is the source of this 1383-nucleotide messenger RNA. Its product is annotated as nuclear receptor-binding protein 2. The transcript has 16 exons. Gene Ontology annotation, molecular function: protein kinase activity; ATP binding. Gene Ontology annotation, biological process: protein phosphorylation. The annotation marks the transcript as partial. Lineage: Eukaryota; Metazoa; Chordata; Aves; Caprimulgiformes; Caprimulgidae. The record is from RefSeq and is a predicted model, not a curated record.
GUGAAUCAGGGGAACAUGCCGGGCAUCCAGAGCACCUUCCUUGCCAUGGACACAGAGGAGGGGGUGGAGGUGGUGUGGAACGAGCUGCUCUUCACCGACAAGAAGGCCUUCAAAGCACAUGAGGAAAAGAUCAAGACCAUGUUUGAGCAGCUGGUGCUUGUGGAUCACCCCAACAUCGUAAAGCUUCACAAAUACUGGCUGGAUGUGAAAGACUCAAAGGCGAGGGUCAUCUUCAUCACAGAAUAUGUGUCCUCAGGGAGCCUGAAACAGUUCCUGAAGAAAACGAAGAAAAACCACAAGGCCAUGAAUGCCAGGGCCUGGAAGCGCUGGUGCACUCAGAUCCUGUCUGCUCUCAGCUUCCUGCACUCCUGUGAGCCUCCCAUCAUCCAUGGCAACCUCACCAGUGACACCAUCUUCAUCCAGCACAACGGGCUUAUAAAGAUUGGGUCAGUCUGGCACAGGGUGUUUGCAAAUGCUCUGCCAGACGACCUGCGCAGCCCCAUCAGGAUUGAGAGGGAAGAGCUACGCAACCUGCAUUUCUUUCCCCCGGAGUACGGCCAAAAGGCUGACGGGACUGCUGUGGACAUCUUCUCCUUCGGGAUGUGUGCACUGGAGAUGGCAGUGCUGGAGAUCCAGACUAACGGGGACACACGAGUCUCAGAGGAGGCAAUCAUGAGGGCACGACAUUCUCUGGACGAUCCCAACAUGCGGGAGUUCAUUCUGUCGUGCUUGACCCUCAACCCAGACAAGCGACCGACAGCUAAUAACCUGCUCUUCCACCGGGUGCUCUUUGAGGUCCAUUCCCUCAAGCUGCUGGCAGCACACUGCUUCAUCAACAACCAGUAUCUGAUGCCAGAGAAUGUGGUGGAGGAAAAGAUAAAGGAACUGGACCUGAACAUGGUGAUGGCAGAGAUACGGAGAGAGGGUCGGCCCGGAGCACAGUGGAGGUACUCAGAAGUCUCCUUCCUUGAACUCGACAAGUUCUUAGAAGAUGUCAGGAAUGGGAUUUAUCCCUUGAUGAACUUCGCCGUUUCCAGACCCCACGCCCUCCCACGUGUGCUCUCCCAACCCCAGGAGGACCCUCAGAAAGCCAAGACUCCCACCCCAGAGCCCUUUGAUGUGGAGACCAGGAAGGUGGUGCAAAUGCAAUGUAACAUGGAGCUGAAUGAAGACAAGACCCAGUGGCAUCUUACUCUUCUGCUGAUCCUGGAGGACAAGUUGCAUCGACAGCUGAGCUAUGACUUGCUGCCCACCGAUAACUCCAAGGACUUGGCCACGGAGCUGGUGCACUACGGACCACCCAGGGGGAACCCCCCCUGCCACUCCUCCUCACCUCAGUCGUGCCUGCACUGUGUGACAAGUGCAGUCCCCAAAUCCGUGUGA